GUCAACAACAAGUAUGACUGUGACCGCACUCCUCUGCCUGUUGAGGAGAUCAUCUGGCAUGCUGAGGGCUGCAUUGGCAAGGAGCUGCCAUAUGAUGACCUUGGCAUAUACUCUGAGGAUUUUGUGACAAAUCUCCGCUAUGGUGACCCGGCCAAGACAACAGUUCAAAAUAUCAAUACCGUUUCUUCUGCAGUGAUGUCUUCUAUAGGAGCUGGCAGUCUUAUUGCUAUGGCUGGUAUUCCCGUGCUUGGUCUUCCUCUUGUGGCCUCUGCUCCUUUUGUGGCUGCUGGUGCUGGUCUUCUUGCCAGUAUUGGUGUCACUUCCAGGAUAAUUGCUCAUUCCAUCACUUCUGCCAUAUUCAAAAACACGGGGAGAAAUAUACUAGAAAAGACUUGCUGUUAGGAAGAGCUCAAGCAAGGCUUGGAGUCCCUGGCCAUUGUUCAGCUUUUGCCACAAGUGUAAAGAAGGCUUACUAGCAACUGCUGUGAUAAUUAAUUCAAAGACAUAUUAAAAUGUAAAAAUCCAAACUCA
Messenger RNA from Serinus canaria (Common canary), 531 nucleotides. Its product is annotated as phospholipase A and acyltransferase 1-like. The transcript has 2 exons. NCBI's taxonomy places the organism in Eukaryota, Metazoa, Chordata, Aves, Passeriformes, Fringillidae. Gene Ontology annotation, biological process: N-acylphosphatidylethanolamine metabolic process. Gene Ontology annotation, cellular component: cytoplasm. Gene Ontology annotation, molecular function: A2-type glycerophospholipase activity; glycerophospholipid phospholipase A1 activity. The record is from RefSeq and is a predicted model, not a curated record. The annotation marks the transcript as partial.